AUGUCGAAUCCCUCCUCGCCCAAAAGCGACGACGGUCCCCGCAGCGGCGGCAGCUCCGGCGGCAGCGGAUACGGUUCGUCCUUCGCGGAGGCGACGAGCAUGUCGUUCGCGGGAUCGCCCCCGAACGAGUACGACGCGUCGACGAACCCGCGCGGGUCCGAGACGCUCGUGCCGCUCCCACUGAACGGCGACGACGGCGACGACUUCGACCGCGGCGCGUCCGGGACGGGGCUCAGCGCGCGCGUGCCCCCGGGCAGCGGCGCGGCGAAGAUGGAGACGGGCGCGUCGUCGCCGCCGUUAUCCGACGAGGCGUUAUCCGCGGACGACGACGCGGAGGCGUCCUCGCCCAAGUCGACGUCCGCGGCGACGGCGGCGGCGACGACGACGUCGCGGAAGUCGAGCGGCCCGGGGAGCGUCGGCCGGCGGAGCGGGUCGAUGGCGAGCAAGGACGACGAGAAGCCAAAGGACAAAAACGCGCGCCUGGCGCGCUUCUUCAACCUGCCCCCGGACGAGGUCGUCGUGGACGAGUUUCUCUGCGCGCUGUACAAGAAGAUCCUCCUCCAGGGCCGCAUGUAUCUGUUCGAGAACUACGUGUGCUUCUACAGCAACGUGUUCGGGUAUCAGAAGCACAAGGUGAUCCCGUUGAAGAACGUCACCAUCGUUCGGAGGGCGAAGACGGUGAAGGUCGUGCCGAACGCGAUCGAGAUCGUUUGGAACGGUAAGUGCGAGUUCUUCACGUCGUUCCUCACCCCGGACAGCGCGUAUAAACAGAUAAGCAGCGCGUGGAACCAGGUGUGUCCGUACGGGCGGAUAUUCGCGGGCGUGGACGUGCAUAAGCGCGCGGAGGAGGAGGAGGCGAAUCACCGCCAGCCGACGUUUUCGUCGGCGCCGCCGGCGGAGAUCGCGGCGAUGCUCAACCUCGCGCGGUCGAGCUCGCUCGGCGCCGGGGACGGGUCGGACGGAACGCCCAGGGAGGGAGGUGGCGACGACGACGCGAGGAGCGAUCGAAGGAGAAGCCUCGGGAGCAGCAAGCUCGGCGGCUCGAAGAAGGCGUCGUCGUCGAUUUCGUCGUCGCGCUCGCGGCGAAAUUCCGAGAGGGCGUCGUCGAGGAAAUCGAGCGUCGACGGCGCCGCCGCGAAUCCGUUGCUCGACGCCGUCGCCGCCGCGUCGCCGAGCAGCGCGCGCUCGCGGAAGAGCAGCGGGAGACGCUCGGCGAGCGGCAGCGACGGCGCGCACAGCGGCCCGAACAGUAGCAACGCGUCCGGGGACGGCGGCGGCGGCGGCGGCGGCGGCGCGGGGAGCGUCUCAAGACGGAAACCGCCGAGGAAAUCGAACAGCCGGAAGAGUUCGCUCGGGAUCGACGUCGGCGACGUCGUCGAUCGCGGCGAGUCGCCCGCGGGUCCCCGGUCGGAUAGCGACGACGACGGCGACGACGAGCGCCAGGGCGAGAGCGCGACCCCGAGCGAGGGGGGCACCGACGCCGACGCGGACGACGACGACGACGACGACGACGACGACGACGACGACGUCGCGUCGGGGACGAUUCUCGGCUGCGGCGAAGGCUUGACGUUCACGCACGACGACGUCCCGGACCGCCCGAAGAACAUGAAGACGCUGCAGGAGACGGUGCUGGACUGCACCGUGGACGAGUUCUUCAAGACGGUCUGGAGCGACAGCGCGCGCGCGGGGUUCAACGCGACGUGUCACGAGAAGAGAGGCGAACGCGACGUGGCGGCGACCCGUUGGACGCCGCACGCCACGUCGAUCGCGGAGACGGACUGCGCGCGAGGCGACGCGCGCGACGACGACACGCCGCCCGCGACCGCGACCGCGAGCGCGAGCGCGUCGUCCGAGCGACGCCCGGGGAAGUACGGGAGAGACCUGACGUUCAUCGCGCCCGUCAACGCGUCCAUCGGCCCGAAGCAGACGCGGUGCCGGCAGUCGCAAAAUUACGCGACGUAUCGCGGCGGCGUGAUGGUCAUCGACACCGCGCAAGUGCAGCUGGAUAUUCCGUACGGGGACUACUUCAGGGUCGAGGGGCGGUGGGAUGUGGCCCCGACGACCGCGAAGGUUCGACCGGACGGCGCGGUGAUCGAUCGAUGCACGCUGUGGGUCGGUCUGAGGGUCCCGUUUCACCGGACGACGAUGCUGCGGACGGUGAUCGAGCAGUCGACGUUGAACGAGUCGAAAAAGUCCGUGGAGAUUGUCCUCGGGCUCGCCCGCGCGACGAUGGAGCACUUGAACCGCGAGAAAGUCAAGGCGUUCAUCGAUAAGCACGGCGUCGCGAUGCUGAACGGGAGCCCGGAUGAAGACCACGUCGUGGACGCGUCCAAGCUGAACAUCCCGGAGGGAAGCAAAGACGUCAUCUGGCGCAUGCUCUUCGGGCACGGCGGCGGGAGAAAGAACAGCGGCGACAUCACGCCGCAAGGCAGCGUCAACGGGC
Micromonas pusilla CCMP1545 is the source of this 2443-nucleotide messenger RNA. RefSeq lists its product as uncharacterized. The transcript has a single exon. The record is from RefSeq and is a predicted model, not a curated record. The annotation marks the transcript as partial. Lineage: Eukaryota; Viridiplantae; Chlorophyta; Mamiellophyceae; Mamiellales; Mamiellaceae.